This is a messenger RNA of Arvicanthis niloticus (Nile rat), 3835 nucleotides long. The record is from RefSeq and is a predicted model, not a curated record. NCBI's taxonomy places the organism in Eukaryota, Metazoa, Chordata, Mammalia, Rodentia, Muridae.
UUCUAGCCGGUAGUGGCCUCCUGGGGGAGCUGUCAGAAAAGCGGCACACGAGCUGCCCUCAGAGGGCCAUGGGACUGUCCGAUGGGUCCGGUGAGUUGCAGGGCGCAGCCCAAAUUCCGCGUGUCCGCGAAGCGCUAGUAAUUCUGUGACUCCUGGCCUGGCUCAGUUCAGGAAGGGAACCGCCAAAUCCCCAGCAGGCAUUUCCCGUUUGCGGAGCCUUAGUUUACUGCCUUGCCGAGAUUUUCCGCAGGAGGUUAUCCACCAGCUGCGAGGGAUGGGGGCGGGAUCCGGCGCGACCCCUGCUCUUGAGGGUUGUACUGAACGUCCCUGGAGUGCUAAUAAAGGCGCUGCAGGGAAGUUGCUGCCUGCCAAGGAGCCCAGGCACGGCAGCUGUGCCAGCUGGGCGCGUUGGGACUGGGAGAGAAACGGCUGCAAGACAGGCUCUAGCCAGGCGGUGGACCAGCAGCGGCCUGAGUCGGCGGGGUAAUGUGCUCUCUUGUUGCUGCCGGCCCUUGCGCCCUCCCAAAGGGAAGUGCCAAGCAUCAAGGCUCCGCCCCUCAGGCGCGUGCUGCCUGGUAAGGGGAGGGAGCCCUUUAAGAAGACUUGAGAGAUCUUGAAGGAGGGGAGAGGGGCCUCUGAGAUCUCCUGGAGUCGGCGGCGGUGCAGAGAAUCUCUGAAGAUCUUCCUUGUGUCUGCACUGCUCCCUCCUCCAAUUGGACACCCAGGUUAGAGGGUCUUCCCAGGUGAAGUUUUCGAGUGGGAGCCUGUCUCUGGAGGUGACAGCUUGGACCCUGGAGGCCUGGUGGGUCCUGUCCUGAAGUUGGAGGGCAGUAUUCCUUACAGAUCUCUGGUUUGCUAGGUCUUAUCUAGGAACUUGCUCUCAGCCAGCAAGGUUGGGCUCCUGGUAGAAAAGCUGGGAAAGGGUCUGGACAGGAAUUGACAAAGGGAAGGAGGCCAAGGGCCUGAGAGGUAGAGGCCAGGGAGCGCAGUCAGUCUGGACCUGGACCCAGACCUGGACUUGGACUUGAAGUGGUACUUGGGGCUGGGCAGCCACACCUGGGCUGAAUGUGCAGGUUGUGCUCAUCCCUUGCUCCCUUCCGGAGAGACUUUGGCCCAGAAAGAGUCUUCCAGUAGCCAAAGUUCAGAUACUGCCUCUGUCUGGGUGUGAGCACAGGGCCCUCAGAGACCAGCAGAGUUGGAUCUACCCUUGAUCUUUGAGCCCAGAAAACUCAGGUAUGUGGCUCGGUGGUCCCAGUGUAGAAAAGGUCAGACCAGAGGAAUCAACUGUGUGUUUGUGGUCUCACCUCUCUAGACCACGGGACACAGCAGACAGAGGCACUCCUGUCUGCAGCCCAAGAAAUGGAGCUGCAGAGGAGAGAUUACCAUGUGGAAAGGCCGUUGCUGAACCAGGAGCAGCUAGAGGAUCUGGGGCACUGGGGCCCAGUGUCGAAGACCUACCAGUGGCGAACUUGGUUUCGAUGCUCCCGUGCUCGGGCCUAUUCUCUUCUGCUCCAGCAUGUUCCGGUCUUGGGCUGGUUACCCCGGUAUCCUGUGCGUGAAUGGCUCCUGGGUGAUCUGUUAUCUGGCCUGAGUGUGGCUAUCAUGCAGCUUCCACAGGGCUUGGCCUAUGCCCUCCUGGCGGGAUUGCCUCCUAUGUUUGGCCUGUACAGUUCUUUCUACCCGGUCUUCGUCUACUUCCUGUUUGGUACCUCUAGACACAUCUCUGUGGGAACAUUUGCUGUAAUGUCUGUGAUGGUCGGCGGUGUGACAGAAUCUCUGACAGCAGAUGAGGCCUUCGUGAAAGGUUUGAAUACCACAGUUGAUGGUGCCCGUGUGCAGGUGGCCUAUACACUCAGCUUCCUGGUUGGCCUCUUCCAGGUGGGGCUGGGCCUGGUACAUUUUGGCUUCGUGGUCACCUACCUGUCAGAGCCUUUGGUCCGCAGCUAUACCACGGCUGCAUCUGUGCAAGUCCUCGUCUCUCAGCUCAAGUAUGUGUUUGGCAUCAAACUCAACAGUCACUCUGGGCCACUGUCCGUUAUCUAUACAGUGCUGGAGGUCUGUGCCAAGCUGCCUGAGACUGUGCCCGGCACUGUGGUCACAGCGAUCGUGGCAGGAGUGGUGUUGGUGCUGGUGAAACUGCUGAAUGAGAAGCUGCAUGGCCGUCUGCCCCUGCCCAUCCCUGGGGAGCUACUCACGCUCAUUGGGGCCACUGCUAUUUCCUAUGGUGUGAAGCUGAAUGACAGGUUCGAGGUCGACGUGGUGGGCAACAUCACCACAGGGCUCAUCCCCCCAGUGGCACCCAAGACAGAGCUGUUUGCAACGCUUGUGGGAAACGCCUUUGCCAUCGCUGUGGUGGGCUUUGCCAUCGCCAUCUCACUCGGAAAGAUCUUUGCCCUGAGGCAUGGCUACCGUGUGGACAGUAACCAGGAGCUGGUAGCCCUUGGCCUUAGUAACCUCAUUGGAGGCUUCUUCCAGUGCUUCCCCGUGAGCUGCUCCAUGUCUCGGAGCUUGGUACAAGAGAGCACAGGAGGCAACACACAGGUUGCUGGAGCCGUGUCUUCUCUUUUUAUCCUUCUCAUUAUCGUCAAACUUGGAGAACUCUUCCGAGACCUGCCCAAGGCCGUCCUGGCAGCUGUUAUUAUUGUGAACCUAAAGGGCAUGAUGAAGCAGUUCUCUGACAUCUGCUCACUUUGGAAGGCAAAUCGAGUGGACCUGCUAAUCUGGCUGGUGACCUUUGUGGCCACAAUCCUACUAAACCUGGACAUUGGCCUGGCAGUCUCCAUAGUCUUCUCCCUGCUGCUCGUGGUGGUCCGAAUGCAGCUGCCCCAUUACUCCAUCCUGGGGCAGGUGCCAGAUACGGAUAUUUAUAGAGACGUGGCAGAAUACUCGGGGGCCAAGGAGGUCCCUGGUGUGAAAGUCUUCCGUUCCUCAGCCACCAUGUACUUUGCGAACGCCGAGCUCUACAGUGACUCACUGAAGGAGAAGUGUGGUGUGGAUGUGGAUCGUCUCAUCACCCAGAAGAAGAAACGAAUCAAAAAGCAGGAGAUGAAGAUAAAAAAGCAAAUGAAAAAAGCCAAGAAGUCCCAGAAACAGGCUGCUUCUUCCAAGAUCUCCUCAGUUUCCGUCAACGUCAACGUCAACACCAGCUUUGAAGAUGUCAAAAGCAAUGACGUUGAGGGCUUUGAGGCCAAGGUGCACCAAGGGGAGGAGCUGGAGGAUGUAGUCGCCAGCAAUCAAGAAGAUGCCAAGGCCUCAGCCAUGACCUCACUGAAGUCCCUGGGCCUGCCUCAGCCAGGCUUCCAUAGCCUCAUCCUGGACUUGAGUACCGUCUCCUUUGUGGACACUGUGUGCAUUAAGAACCUGAAGAAUAUUUUCCGUGACUUCCGGGAGAUUGAAGUGGAAGUGUACAUCGCAGCCUGUUACAGUCCUGUGGUCACCCAGCUUGAGGCUGGACACUUCUUUGAUGAAUCUAUCACUAAGCAGCAUGUCUUUGCCUCUGUCCAUGACGCUGUGACCUUUGCCCUCCACCACCGGAAGUCUGGCCCUAAGAGCCCUGUUUUGGCCACCAAACUCUGACUUUGCUGCAGGAGACUGCCUACCUCUGGAGGUUGUGACAGGUCACCCUCAUGAACCCCCCUGCCUCUGGGCCACUCCAGGUGCCACCUGGGACUCCGUUCCAUGUACCUGUACAUAUGACUCAUGGAUGGAUGUCCUGGGACUCCAAGUUCAGUGCUACAGGCCUGGAGCAGGGUAUUGCAGUCAGGCUGGCCUUGGCUGGGUGCUGGAAAGGAGCUGAUGUGGGUUUACAGCUUUGGGAAUAAAUGUGUCCAUCCAA